AUGGUUUAUCGUCGGCAGAGUGCGGUCUUAAUCGUUUGGUUGGGACUUUUGGUUGUGCUUGAUGCUUUACUAGUAUUGUCUAUUCGUGUCGAUUUUGGCAAACAGAUCCAUUUUUCAAGGCCUUUGACGGCCUCUCAACAAUUAGUUUAUCAUGACAGGAAAAGUUUAGAAGAGUUAGACAAUGAAUUUUCUGAAGAAAUUUUACCUAUUGUUAAACUAUUCACUGAUCAUGGUGAUGUGUUACAGACCACUCGCAUUAGAUGUGAAGUGUGUCAUUCUAUUGCACGUCAUAUUAAAGAUUUCUUAAUGCUAAAUGCUACUCAAGAGAUUACCAUUCAAGAAGGCAUUCUCAUUUGUUCAUUGUUGAAACUUCAAACCCAACGUGUGUGUUCCGAGAUCAUACCCAAAUUUGCUCCUUGGGUCAUAACAGUCCUUGCACAUUCUGUAUUUUCUGCGGAAAACUUAUGUACAAAGGCUCAUUUAUGCCCAAAACCAGACACACCAGAAAAACCAGAGAUUAUUGAUUUACCUGCACCAACCACUAAGAAUCAUAUUACAGUUUCCGAACAACAAAAUGACGAUGAUGAUCAAAGAAUUUGGGUUGUUCAUUUGAGUGAUUGGCAUUAUGAUUCAGAAUAUGUUGAAGGCUAUGAAGUGAAUUGUGGAGAACCAGUCUGUUGCCGUGCACCAAAUGCUUUUGGUGAUAAAGCCACCACUCCUGCUGGUAAAUGGGGAGACUAUAAUUGUGAUGCCCCCAAGAGGUUAAUUGAAAGCAUGUUAGAAUUUUUACCAACUGCUGUACCAAAAGUGGAUUUCAUCAUAUCUACUGGUGAUCUUCCACCACAUGAUGUCUGGGCUGAAACUUCAUCAACCAUAACGGAUAAUAACAAUAAAACUGCAAACAUUUGGCGUCAGUUUUUCACUGCUGCCCCGUUUUUCCCCGUUAUUGGAAAUCAUGAAUCUGCACCAGUCAACUCUUUUCCAACAUCUUCUAUAAGUGAUAUAGCAUCUGUAUCUUGGUUGUAUAGCACAUUGUCAUCACAAUGGAAUGAUUGGCUUUCUGAUGAUGUUCUUGAGUCAAUUGAAAAGAAUGGAUUUUAUUCUGCAAAAUUGCCUAAAUACAAAUUACGAGUUUUAGGUAUUAAUACAAAUUAUUUCUAUAAAUUAAAUCUUUGGCUUCUUAUGAGACCAAGAGAAGAAUGGGAUCCUGAAUGGAUGUUAAAAUGGGUUGUUAACCAACUGGAUGAAGCAGAAAAACUUGGUGAAAAAGUCUGGAUAUUGGGUCACAUGUCUGCUUUAGACCAAGAUUCCUUUCCAUCUAUAGGAGUUUAUUUUUCUCAAAUUGUUGCUAGGUACAAAGAUACAAUUGUCGGUCAAUUUUAUGGUCACUCUCAUUGGGACGAAUUCAAUGUUAUCUACGAUAAAUCAAUCAAUGAUCCUUCGAAGGAUCCAGAGGCCGUUGGUAUUGCAUAUAUAGCUCCGAGCGUUACAUCUUUUAAAAACAUGAAUCCUGCCUUCAGAGUGUAUGAAAUUGAUAAAGUGACAAAAAAAAUCCUUAACCAUUAUACUUAUUCCAUGGAUCUUCAAGAAGCGAAUCGUCUUGAUAAGCCAGAAUGGAAAUUGUUAUAUGAUGCAAAAUCAUUAUAUGGACUUGAAAAUUUGGAACCAAAGAAUCUCACAGAAAAAUUCAUUAUUGAUGCAAAUGCUUAUAAAACUUUUAAAAAAACAGCUUCUCGAAAUCAUCACCUCGACAAAUAUGGAUCAUGCUCGGCACUUGAUACGCAAUGUCGUAAUCGUAUUAUAUGUAAACUUCGUGGCACUAACUCUGGUCAUGGUCCAUAUUCUGAUAGUGAACUUUGUAAAAAACAUGGAUGGCUUCCUCAUUUACCUGAUGAUUGGUUUUUGAAUGCUGCAUUGGGAAAACAUGUGUUGAUUAUGAGAUUUGUUAUGGGAGGUGACGAUGCAGUGUGUCGUUAA
Racocetra persica is the source of this 1977-nucleotide messenger RNA. NCBI's taxonomy places the organism in Eukaryota, Fungi, Glomeromycota, Glomeromycetes, Diversisporales, Gigasporaceae. The record is from the annotation of a GenBank genome assembly.